UCGCGGUGCGUUUCCCGCCGCCGGGGUCAGGGGUCGGGGUUCGGGUUGCGGGGCGGAGGGAAGAGAAGAGAAGAGCGAGCGGCUGGGCGGGAGGCGCCGGCGCCAGAAGCGGACGGGGAGUUAAAAAAAAAAAAAAAAGUUCUCCGACACGAGCAGCCGUCCAGAGGCCGCGGAGUCCGGGACGCCCGAGCCGCCGCGCCCCCAUGGCGGCCACCAAGGACACUCAUGAGGACCACGACACCUCCACGGAAAACGCCGACGAGUCCAACCACGACCCCCAGUUUGAACCCAUAGUGUCUCUUCCCGAGCAAGAGAUCAAAACACUAGAAGAAGAGGAAGAGGAACUUUUCAAAAUGCGGGCCAAGCUCUUCCGAUUUGCUUCUGAGAACGACCUCCCAGAGUGGAAGGAGCGCGGCACGGGCGACGUGAAGCUCCUGAAGCACAAGGAGAAGGGGACCAUCCGCCUGCUCAUGAGGAGGGACAAGACCCUCAAGAUCUGCGCCAACCACUACAUCACACCGAUGAUGGAGCUGAAGCCCAACGCAGGCAGCGACCGCGCCUGGGUGUGGAACACCCAUGCUGACUUUGCCGACGAGUGCCCGAAGCCGGAGCUGCUUGCCAUCCGUUUCCUCAAUGCUGAGAAUGCACAGAAGUUCAAAACAAAGUUUGAGGAGUGCAGGAAAGAGAUGGAGGUGCUAGGUGAGAAAGGAUCCAGCAAGAACGACGCCACCGAGAACGUGGCUGAGAAGCUGCAGGCCCUCUCGGUGAAGGAGGAGAGUGGGCAGCCAGCGGGGCAGGCCCAGGAGGCCGCCGCGGAGCCAGCCGCAGAGCAGCAAUGAGCCGCCGCCCCGUUUCCUCAUUCCUUUCUUCUCCUUCUGCCUUUUUUCUUUAUUUUAUUAUUUUU
Ochotona princeps (American pika) is the source of this 904-nucleotide messenger RNA. RefSeq names its product ran-specific GTPase-activating protein-like. Gene Ontology annotation, biological process: nucleocytoplasmic transport; positive regulation of mitotic centrosome separation. Lineage: Eukaryota; Metazoa; Chordata; Mammalia; Lagomorpha; Ochotonidae. Gene Ontology annotation, molecular function: GTPase activator activity. Gene Ontology annotation, cellular component: centrosome; cytoplasm; nuclear pore. The record is from RefSeq and is a predicted model, not a curated record.